Myotis davidii is the source of this 364-nucleotide messenger RNA. Its product is annotated as plexin-A2-like. Bases 35 to 349 code for a protein of 104 amino acids. The record is from RefSeq and is a predicted model, not a curated record. Gene Ontology annotation, biological process: positive regulation of axonogenesis; regulation of cell migration; semaphorin-plexin signaling pathway involved in axon guidance. NCBI's taxonomy places the organism in Eukaryota, Metazoa, Chordata, Mammalia, Chiroptera, Vespertilionidae. Gene Ontology annotation, molecular function: semaphorin receptor activity. The transcript has 2 exons. Gene Ontology annotation, cellular component: semaphorin receptor complex.
ACAACCCUCCUGCUGUCUCCCUACCAGGCGGUCAAUGAAUGAGAUUGUGUGUGUCUCACCCCCAUCGUCCAACGGCCAGAGCUGUGUUCCUGUCUUCGUGAGUGUUGACCGAGCCCGUGUGAACAACAGCCUUAAGUUUGAGUACAUAGGGGACCCCCAGGUGCAGAGCAUCGAGCCGGAGUGGAGCAUCGCCAGUGGCCACACACCCCUGACCAUCACAGGCUCCAACCUGGAUGUCAUUCAGGAGCCAAGGAUCCGAGUCAAGUUUAAUGGCAAAGAAUCUGUCAAUGUGAGUAACCACUGGUCUGCCUGGCCCUUGGCAAACAUUGCAUGUAUCAGUGUUUUGUAAUGUGCUGAGCUCUGU